Cladocopium goreaui is the source of this 4695-nucleotide messenger RNA. The record is from the annotation of a GenBank genome assembly. Lineage: Eukaryota; Dinophyceae; Suessiales; Symbiodiniaceae.
AUGCAUGAGCAUGUGAGGAUCAAGCAUUUUGACAGGGCGUUUGUUACACCACGGGUCAAGGGCAUUGAGCAUGAGCUGCUUCUGAAGAAGAGGCCACUGCUUCAAGCGAGAGCCUUGUUUCUGGAAGAGGUGCAGGCGUUGGAAGCUUUUGUCAUUAGCCCGAGUGAGGCCCACCUAGGCAUUAUUGCUGGAUACUUGAUGUGGUGCUUGGCCACCAGCAGCCGGUUCUCCGACAGCAUGGGUGCAAGUGGCUUUAACGUUGAUGAGGCUGUGCAUUCAACAGUGGUCUCUGCAGGAACGUACAGGCACAAAACAUCAGUGUCGGCAGCACAGAAAACUACGCUGCUUCCACUCCUGGGGCUUGGAAGAUGGUUCGCCGAUGAGUCUUGGGCGACCAGCUGGCUCCAGCUUAUGGAGGAGGCUUUUGGGCAGGUGGAAGGACGUGGAUUCCUCCUGCCGGCCUUUUCAGAGAAGAGCUUGCAGUGGUUGCCCCGCCGGAUGUCAUCGUCUGAGGGCACAUUGUGGUUGAGGGACAUCCUCACCGUGGCAGGACAGGGCCGUUGUGUUGAGUCCCUCACCACGCAUUGCCUCAAGGUGACAAGGCUUGCCUGGUUUACAAUCAGUGGGAAGUUCAGCAUGGCUGAACGUCGCAUUGCUGGGCACCACCUGGACAAGGAGCAUCGAUCAGCCCUGACGUAUGGCAGGGAUAACCACCUUGCCGUGCUCAAGAAGGAAGCCCUUUUGCUUCAGAAAAUCAAAGCUGGAAGGUUCGACCCGGAUGAGAGUCGUGCCCGCCACAUUGACAGGGAGAUCGAGGAGGUGCUGCGAGAGCAUGUCAAUGCUCAAGAUGAUGAGGACUCAGACUUCGACCAUUUUGACGAGGUGGAAGAUGGCGUUGACAUUGCUGAAGAUGCUGACCACCUUGGCCAGCCGAUUCGUGACAAUCCAUUGGAUCCUGAUUUGAUAUAUUGGCAGCACCACCUGUCUGGAACCUUGCACAUUGAAAGCUUGCCGCCGAAGUUUGCAUGUGGCCGUGCCACCAAUGCCAACUACUCAGCUGUGUCUGGGAAUGACCUGUUGAAGUUUGAUGCAACACCCAUGGCUACCGAAAGCAAUGCUGCAUUCAAAGCCCGUGCAUUGGACUUGGGCCUGAGUGAGGAGAGGUUUGAACUGCUCAUAGGAGCUGGGGUGAAAAACUUCGGACAAUACGCCUUUAUAUGUCAGUAUCAACCUGGAAGUUCAGACGAGUCCCCACUUUUGAAAGUUUUGGGAGAGAUCUACACUGCUGAUGUUGCCGGGGGUGAAUUGACUGUAGGUGAGAGGUCCAUCCUUAGAAGGUUGUACUUUGAAAGCCAUACCACGGCAGUGCAAGAGAUGAGGCUGCGCAUCGAAAGGCAACCUGAUGACACACCCAAAUCCAUUCCAAUGGCAGAACGAAUUGAGAGACUGAACGCCUUCAAAGAAAGUCAUUGCCAUCUCAUUAUGGAUUACUCAACUGAACCAUCUCACAAAUUGGUUGACUUGGCUUGCCAACAGGCCGAAGCACAGGUUGUGUCCUACAUAGAACUUAGCAUGUGCACCAGCCGUGAAUCUGAGAUCACCCACCGGAAGAAAGAGACGCAGGUCUCAGUGGACCAAUCAGGUAUGCUCAAACUCACCAAGCAGGAGCGUGAGUUGAAAGCCGAAGCCACCGGCGAUCUGAAGGUCCGUCAGUGCAUGCAGCGGCGGGCGGUGGCCUAUCACCUUGCCAACAUCGCAACAUAUCAAGUUCUAGAGAAGUUCACAGCCAAGCUGUUUCAUUACCUGUCGAAAGAGCCAAUUGCCAGUUACAAGCCAGUCAGCAUGCAGCAGAUCAUUCAUGCUGACCGUGAACUCUGGAUUCAGGUAUCGCAGACAACCAGGGGCAAGAUCUUGACAUCGACUCCCAAGCCCAUCGAUGAGGCCAUCGCAAAGCUGUCUGAGUCAACGGAAGUUUUGUAUCAUCUGUUGCCGUUACCUCAGAGCCAUCAGCCGAAGCCAGCAGACAAGCCCAAGCCUGACCGAUCGCGGUCUCCGAGACGGCCCAAAAACAAAGGUAAAGGGAAAAACAAGGGUGCAGGCAAAGGCUCCAAACCGGAUUUGCCACCCAAUUGUGUUGCAAAAGAUGAGCAGGGCAGGAACAUUUGCUUUGCCUAUCAAUGGGGCAAAUGCCAACACCCAGGCGAUUUGCCUGGUUUACCUGACAAGCCUGAAGCCAUUUUGGUAGGGCCAGUUUUGCAGUUUUUGCAGUCGGAAUCCACAUGUACAGCUGUUGAUUUCGCCUUGCCAGCAGCCGAGAUGAUUUUCCUAGAAGUUUUUGCAGGAAGGGCAACUCUAACGGCCGAAGUGCGUAAGUCUGACCAGCAACCUCUAGGCCUGGAUUCCCUGGUAGGACAGGAUCGUGUCCUCAAGAUGCCAACAGCGGAAGAAGCGGCAUACACGCCCGAACUCGCCAAAGCAGUUGCAGCCUGCCUUGGUCCAGAGCUGUUAAGCCGUGGGGUCCAAUUUCCGAAUGACAUCCAUACAGCGGCCAACCCACGGAAAGUCAUCCGAGCAGAACAGUUCCGCUUGCCACAACUCAUUUCUGAGUUCUUUGCAAUCACCGAUUUUCCAGUACCUAGUUAUGAGCUUAUCGUAACCUUGUCUCGGGUACUUCAGCUGGGCCCAGCUGGAGUGAUUGCUCACCGAGCUGGUCGUGCCAAAGAACUGGUAGGACUGUUAAAGUCUAUGGAAGCAGACAAUGCGGCCUUCUUGGAUUCCUUGCCGGCAACACCAAAGAAAAUCUUGCGGGGAAAGCGCAUGGCCUUGUGGAAGCACUUGUCCGAAAAAUAUGAAUGCCCCGAUGUAGGGAUAAUCGAUGAGAUAGCCCAGGGAUGUCCCUUAACCGGCCUAGGUGUGCAUUCUAAGCUGUUCCCAGCUGGAUUUCAACCAGCCCAGAGACCAGCAGACCACUUAAAGCGACAGCAUGUGUGGUUGAGACAUCAAGUUCUUGGCAAGUGCCGGUCGUCUGGCAACCUGGAGGUGGAUCAGGAGUGUUGGGAUCAGACCUUGUCCGAAGUCAAAGAUGGUUGGAUGGAGGGGCCGUUUGAGUCAGCUAGUGCAGUGACGCAGCAUCUUGGAUCUGACACCUGGUUGUGCAGCCGGAGAUUUCCGUUAGUUCAAGGUGAUAAAGUCCGAUUGAUCGAUGACGCAAAAGAGAGCCAGAUCAACACUGCAUACUAUGCCACAAACAAGUUGGCGCUCCAGGACGUCGACUGCCUGGUAUCUUUGGUUAUGCAGAUGUGCAGGUGCUUUGUUCAGCGCCGUGAAUUUGCGAUGAGGCUGAGUGAUGGGUCGACCGUUUCCGGCAGAGUGGCUCCUGACUGGGGACCCGAAGUGAGCGUUCUUGGCAGGACGCUUGACCUUUCGUCUGCAUAUAAGCAGUUGCCCACUAGUGACCAGGAGCCCUGGUCCCGCAUCAUUGUGGUGCAUUGCCCGGUUGACAAUAAGCCCAAAUUCUUUGUAAGCUUAGUACUCCUCUUUGGCUGCACGGCCUCCGUGUAUUUCUUCAACAGGGCCUCAAAAAACUUGUGGUGGCUCUUUCAGAAAAUGUUCAUGGUAAUAGGCACUACCUAUUAUGAUGACUAUCCCACGGUUGAGCCAGAAGCCACUGCUGGAUCAGCCCGUGCGUGUCAGGAGCUUCUCUUGACGAGCCUUGGUUGGAAGUUUGCCAAAGAGGGGAAAAAGGCCUUAGACUUCUCGCAGGUGUUCGAUGUGCUUGGGAUAAGCCUUGACUUGUCUGGUUGCAAUAAAGGAAACUUUUCUAUCAACAACAAAGCCAGCAGGGUUGAAAAGAUCCUUUCGCAGGUCGACCAGUUUGUCACUAGGGGCUCCGUGACCUCAGCUGAGGCUGCCCAAGUGCAUGGCAUUCUUAACUUUGCUCAGGGCCAGUACUUGGGCCGAGUCUUGCAACCUGCAAUGCGGUUUUUCCAAAGAAUUUCCUUGCAAGGGUGGAACGCAAGCCUGAAGUCGGAGCUGGCUCAGGUGGCCACGUUCCUUGCCACUGCCUUGCUGUGCGGCCCACCCAGGGUCCUUAACAUUUCGGAUGCACUCACACCUGUUCUUCUUUUCACCGACGGUGCCUGCGAGCCGGCAGGGCAUGGUUUCGAGGUAGGUGCUGGACUAGUCAUCCGAGAUCCUGUGACUGGCCUUUUUCGAGUUCAUGAGACCCCCAUAGCUCAAGAAGUCAUAGACACUUGGGCCGCCACAGGCAAGAACCAAGUCAUUGCUGCAUGUGAACUGUACCCGAUCCUCAUUGCCUGGCUGCACUAUGGUAAGGUCUUCCAUAACCGCAGAGUAAUAGUUUUCAUCGACAACUCCUCUGUGAAGACGGCUGCUGCUAAAGGUGCGUCCAAGCAAGUAGAGCUCUUUGCGUUGUUGUCCUUGAUAUGCCUGGAACAAUCCAGACACCCCACCUUGGUCUGGUAUACACGUGUGCCAUCAAAAAGCAAUUGCGCAGACGGCCCCAGCCGACAAAAUGCCAAGUCCACCGCCCUUGACCUUGGGGCACAACUUGGCGAGCCGCUUGGUCUGAGUGGGCCGUUGCUCCAAUUUCUUGAAGGUACAUUGUCGUACCCCGUGUUGAUGAAGAAGUUGGCUGAGGUUUGGAACAAGGGGGAAGGAGCUGCGACUCCAUGA